UUUUACCCAGCGAAGUUACCCACUGAAGUUGUGUGUUCUCUCUCUCUCGUACGAAUCGAAUCGCUGUAAAAAGUGUAAAAACAAAACUUUUGUGCAUUCUUCUCUUAUCACAAAAAAAAAACAAUAACGCAUUCGUGGUUUCCAUUUUUAUCGUCAGUUUUUUUACGGUUUUCUGAAAUUCAACUCCGCGGUUGCGACAAUAAAUUUUAAUGUUUUGUGAGUUUUACAUGGUGAUAGUGUUCAUUGCUUAAAGUGCCUGGUGCCUUUUCUAUAACAACUGCUUAACGGAUUCCCUGGAAACUUGUAUUUUAGGUUGAGGAAAAAGGACAUUCCUAUUUAAACGAUUGUAACCUGCAACAAUGGCCGCCAAUAAGGGAGCUGCAUUCUGGAUGGGAGCUCAAACGCUGCCCAUUCCAAUGUCGAUGUUCCGGGAAAAUAGAGAGAAAGUUGUUGGUGAGCUGCGUAAAGUUCGCACGUUUGACGGACCGGCACUGAUCAUACUCCAGGGUGGCGACAACAUCAGCCACUAUGAUACCGAUGUGGAUUACGUAUUUCGACAGGAAUCCUACUUCAUGUAUUUGUUCGGGGUAACGGAACCCGGCUGCUACGGUACCGUAGAUGUCGCAACCGGAAGCACCGCGCUGUACGUGCCACGGCUUCCGUCCGAGUAUGCCGUCUGGAUGGGCCCGCUGCUCUCGUUGGACGAUUUCAAGCAGAAGUACGAAGUUGACGCGGUGCACUACGCCGAUGAGAUUGAUGUCAAACUAGGGGAGCUCAAUCCAUCCGUUCUUCUAACUUUGAGUGGCCCAAACACGGACAGUGGAUUGCAAGCAAAGCCGGCCGACUUCAAGGGGAUCGAGAAGUUCGUCGUUGACUCGGAUAUUCUGUUCCCGGUAAUUGCUGAAUGUCGCGUCAUCAAGUCCAAGGCGGAAGCGGAGGUCCUCCGAUACGUGGCCAAAGUGUCUUCGGAUGCGCACAAGCAAGUCAUGAAGAAAAUUCGUCCCGGCUGGCAAGAAUAUCAGGGCGAGGCCGAAUUCCUUCAUCACGCCUACUCGGUCGGAGGCUGUCGGCAUGUAUCAUACACUUGCAUCUGCGGUGCCGGAACCAACUCCGCCAUCCUGCACUACGGCCAUGCAGGAUCGCCGAACGAUCGGCUCAUCAAAGACGGAGAAAUGUGUCUGUUUGACAUGGGCGCCAACUACAAUGGUUAUGCUGCAGACAUCACGUGCAGCUUCCCCGUUAAUGGAAAGUUCACCGAGGACCAGAAGUUGAUUUACAAUGCAGUGCUGGCAGCUAGAGAUGCCGUUUGCGGUGCUGCAAAGGAGGGUGUUUCCUGGGUCGAUAUGCAUCUGUUGGCGAAUCGGGUUAUGCUCGGCGUGAUGAAGGAAGGUGGAUUAUUCCAAGGUGAAGUUGAUGAAAUGAUGAGUGCUGGAUUGAAUGCCAUUUUCCAGCCCCAUGGUUUGGGCCAUUUAAUUGGGCUGGACGUGCAUGAUGUUGGUGGUUAUUUGUCGCAUUGCCCGGAACGCCCGUCACAACCCGGUGUCAAUCGUCUGCGUAUGGCACGUACCCUGCUGGCCGGAAUGUACGUUACGAUCGAACCAGGAUGUUACUUCAUUGAUCCGUUGCUCAACAAAGCUUUCGCCGAUCCGAAUCUGAGUAAGUUCCUGGUUAAGGAUCAAAUUGAUCGUUUCAGAAACUUCGGUGGUGUACGAAUUGAAGACGAUGUUCUGAUUACCAAGACUGGGAUAGAAAAUUUUACUGUUGUGCCAAGAACUGUCGAGGAAAUUGAAGCAUGGAUGGCGCGUUAAAUAAGGGGAGGCUUCAAUAUUUUACUAUGAAUUUAUUAUACUUUAUUACCCAAACAAAUAUGAAAGUCAAAUAUUGUCAUGUAUUCUUUUUUCUUCUAAAACAAAUAUGUUACGUUAAUGAUAUAUAUUAACUGGAAAAUACA
Molecule: messenger RNA, 1951 nt
Organism: Armigeres subalbatus
Lineage: Eukaryota; Metazoa; Arthropoda; Insecta; Diptera; Culicidae
Gene: Dip-C
Product: xaa-Pro dipeptidase
Exons: 10
Coding region: 360-1808 (482 amino acids)
Molecular function (GO): metalloaminopeptidase activity; manganese ion binding
Source: RefSeq, a predicted model, not a curated record